This is a messenger RNA of Cooperia oncophora, 384 nucleotides long. NCBI's taxonomy places the organism in Eukaryota, Metazoa, Nematoda, Chromadorea, Rhabditida, Trichostrongylidae. The record is from the annotation of a GenBank genome assembly.
AUGGUUCUCAUACAACUGGGAGAACGACCGUCAACUUCUCAGAUCGAAGCCAUAAUAAGCCAAACUGAUAUAGAUGACUUGAAAAUUCAACGACUUUCCUUAUGUUCAGGCAAUGGAUGUAUCGAGAUCGACGAAUUCCUUCAAGCUUUACGAAAAACUCUGGUAAAUCCCCGUGAAGAACGAGAACUACGAGAAGUAUUUGCUGUAUUUGACAAAAAUGGCGAUGGAAUGAUAUCCGUCGAUGAUUUGUUGAUGGUAAUGCAAUCAUUGGGUAAGAAGCUCAGCGAAAAUGACGCUCGUGAAAUGAUCAAGGAAGGAGACGUGGACAGGGAUGGCUUGAUCAGUUUCCACGAAUUCAUCAUGCUUAUCAAAGGACGAACAUGA